AUGGCAUGCCAACUGGCCUCGGCAUGGCUGCUGCAGAACGGAGCAGGCAGUAUCACAGAGCCCAAGAAGCAGGAAUUGCGGGGCAUUCUUCUUGAAGACUUUGACAGACUCCUAGGGUUGCCCGGUCCACGACCAGCAGCGGUCGAGGAAGAGAUCCAGCUCUUCUUGGCAAGCGGGCGUGCUUCAGAAUCCAACUUCGGCCGCCUUCAACGCAGGGUAGAGACGCGGCUUGCCGGAAGUAGCAGGUCUGAGAGCAAUUACAGCCACAUUACAGAGACUUCAGUGCGCCCGUCUGGCUGCAUGAGUGCGCGGGAAUCCUCGAGCCGCGCAUUUCGCGAGGUGAAACGGGAAGCUGCAGGCGAGCCAGCAACCAGGCCUUUAAGCGCCGUCCCGGAGGAGGAGAUGCUGCGGUGGUCCCAGGUGGCGAAGCUUGCUGUUAAAGAGGCCCAGUUGGAGGAGGUACGUAAACGGCAAGCGAAGAAGACAGCACAGAAAGAAAUGCAAGAAUAUUUGAAACGGCAGAUCGACCAGAAGACCGCCGACAAGCAGAAAGCAGCAGAGCUUGAGAAGAAGCUCUUCGAAGUGCAACAGGCAGAGUUGGAGCGCUGGAAACAAGACCAAACCGUUCAGGCCGAAGAACGGCUACGAAGGGUACAGCAGGUCGUCCGGGAUCGAGAAGUUCAAUCUGAAGAAGUGAAUCGAAAGCGAGAAGCUGAGAAAGAGCAAAAGCUCGAAGAGGACAAACGCCUCGUAUUACGUGCCGCGCAAGAAAUUGAGUUGGAAAAGAAAGCCGCGCAGGCCAAACGAGAGCAGACGAAGCUUGCCCAGCUGGCUUUGGUUCAGGAAGUUGGACAGGAUCAAGCGAAGAGGAACCAAGCGCGGCGGCGACGAAUCGAAGAAGAGAAACGGGCACUGCAAGAGUACGCUGAACUUCUGGACAAGCAGGAGGCCCGAAGCAAGGCGACCAAGCCCAAAAUCCGAGACCAGGUCCCUGCAGCUCCGCCAAAGGUGAAAAGAAAAGGGGAAGAACUGUACCACGACCCGGAGAUGGUUACGAGAAUACACAACGAAGCAGUUGCAAGAGCAGAGCAGGCAGACCUGAGCAAGCAGGCGCAGUUGAAACUUGAGCGACGCAAGAACCAGGACUUUCUCUUCCAGCAGAUCGCAGAACGGGAUCAGCAGAAGAGAUUGCUGCAGGAGCAGAAAGGUGGAUUGAAAGUUGCUGCUCAGGCAGCAGCUGAAGAGCAUCGUGUAACCGAGACGCACCAAAUGCGCGAGCGGAAGAAGCGAUACUUGCAGUACCGGUUGGAUUUGGAGGGCCAAAUGCGAACCAAGCAGACAACGCAGCACACUUUGGAGGACCAGAUGAGCGGGGCAGAAAAGGCAAUCAAUCGUCGGUAUGUCUUCGAGGCACUGCAGAAGACUUCGGACCCCGAGGCAUUGCCAGCGCCAUGCACGGCUGAAACUGUGCCUUAG
Molecule: messenger RNA, 1476 nt
Organism: Symbiodinium sp. CCMP2592
Lineage: Eukaryota; Dinophyceae; Suessiales; Symbiodiniaceae
Source: the annotation of a GenBank genome assembly